AAGAGAGGUUUGGGGGUCCUGGGGGAGGCUUUGAGGCCAGGGGGGGGGUUUUGGGGGAGAACUCAGCUGUUUCUGGGAGGUCGUGGAGCUGCUGGCGGGGAUCGGGGGGAUUUGGGGGAUUUUGGGGCCAUUCCGACGGAUUUGGGGCACUUAGGACGCUUUUCCUCCCGGCGCCAAAUUCCCUCUUUGCCCCGCCCCCUUCCUCCUCCCCCCCUUUCCCAUUGGCUCAAUGUGUUUAAAGUUUGCGUGGCCACGCCCCCUCGCCUUAUAAGGAGAGCUCGCGCCCCAUUCGUCCCCGCCCCAUCGUCCCCGCCCCCUUCUUCCACCCUCCCUUUCCCAUUGGCUCCCCGUGUUUGAAAUCUGCAUAGACACGCCCCUCUCCUUAUAAGGAUGGAUCCCUCCCCUAAUCCACGCCCCCUCCCUUUCCUCUCCCUCUCCCAUUGGCUCCUUGUGUUCAAAAUCUGCAUAUCCACGCCCCCUCCUUCAUCCUCACGUGGUUUUUUCGCGCCGGCGCGGGUUUUCUCCCGCGGUGAUGGCGGACCCGGAGCGGGAUGCGGUGCCGGUCCCGGUGUCGGUGGAGGCGGUGCUGCGUGAGUUGGCGCUGUUCGAGAUGCGAUGCGACGGGGAGGACGCGACCGAUAAACUGCUGGAGCUCUGCCUGUCCCACUCACUGGACCCGGUGACGUUGGCUAACGAGCUGCUCGCCUUCAUUACCAGCAAAGCCCUCGACCUCCAGCUCAGCCCCGAGGUUCUCAGCACCUUCGAGCACGAGGUGCUGAGCAGGAGGGACAGACGGACCCGCAGGACGGACAGCCGCUGUCUGCAUGACGUGCACACGUUGCAGGAGCUCCUCAAUGAGGAGGAGGAGGAGCAGCUCUUGGAUUCCUAUUCCACCCCAUCCAAAGGAUCCCAAAAACGCAGCAGUUCCACCCCAGAAAACCCCAAUCCCAAACGGAGCUCCUCCACUCACAGCCCCAUCGGGCUGCUGUCCCCAAACAGCUUCAGCCCCAGCAUCGCCCCCUCCCCCCAAUAUUCCUCCCGCACCAAUCGGGGUUCGGUGGUCGCCUCCUUCGGCCCCAUCCACGCCGUCACCUGGAGCGGCCGGGGGGGCUCCCAGUGCACCCCAAAACCCUUCGACCCCCCUGAGCGCAGCCUGAGCCGCAGCUACAGCUUCAUGUUCCAGAGAGCAGCCGACGUCCGGGAAGUGCUGUUCUGGAGGAUGGAGGAGCUCGGCGAUGCGCUCCGGUCCCACCACAACAUCGAGGACUUCGCCUCCCUGCUGCUCCCAGCACAGGAUUCGGUGACGGUUUUGGGGCGCAUUGGCUGUGACAGCAAUGGGAAACUGAACCCCAAAUCUGCAGUGCUGGAGGGGGACCGCGAGCGCUCGGCCGGAGCCCAAAUCCCUUUGGACCUUUCAGAGCUGCGGGAUUUCUCUCUGUUCCCUGGGCAGGUAACGACGCCGGCUGGGAUUUUUGGGGUGAAAAAAAUCACGUUGGGUCUGCCCUCCCCUUUCCCCAAAUCUCUCUGUUGGUUUCAGGUCUGCGUGGUGCUGCUGGUCUGUGGCCCCUUCACCCCAUCUGACAGCGUCGCCUUCGAGCCUCUGUGGGACCUGAUUGCUGCCAUCGACCAGCAGCGCCCCGACGUCUGCGUGAUGUUUGGGCCGUUCCUCGACACCAAACACGAGCAAGUAGAGAGCUGCCAGCUGCUGCUGCCCUUUGCGGAGGUGUUCAGGCUGUGCGUGCGGACGGUGCUGGAGGGGACGCGGAGUGCUGGCACCCAGCUGGUCUUUGUCCCCUCGCAGCGGGACGCUCACCACGACUUCGUGUACCCACAGCCCCCCUUCGUCUGCCCUGAUCUGCCCAAAGAGGACAAGGCGAGGGUGCACUUCAUGCCGGAUCCCUGCACCCUGGACAUCAACGGGGUGGUGCUGGGCCUCACCUCCACCGACCUCCUCUUCCAUAUGGGCACCGAGGAGAUCAGCAGCUCCUCUGGGACCUCGGAUAGGUUCACACGGAUCCUCCAACACAUCCUGACACAGCGCAGCUACUACCCCCUCUACCCCCCAGCAGAGGAGAUGAAUGUGGACUACGAGAGCUUCUCCAGCUUCGCCUCGCUGCCCGUCACCCCCCACGUCCUCGUCACCCCCUCAGAGCUGCGUUACUUCGUUAAGGAGGUGUUGGGCUGCGUCUGCAUCAACCCCGGCCGGCUGACCAAGGGCCGGGCAGCGGGGACCUACGGGCAGCUGUGCCUGCAGCAGCAGCGGGGUGGGGAGCAGAAGAACCCCUGUGUGGCUGCUCAGGUCGUCAGGAUUUAGGAUUCCACCAUCCAGAACCCAGAAAGAGCCCCAAAUUUGGGGUUUGGGGGCAGAUUUCCACCAUCCAGACCCAGGAAUUUGGGAUUUUGGGACAGGUUUCCACCAUCCAGACCCCCAAAAGAGCCCCAGAUUUGGGGUUUGGAGGCAGAAUUCCACCAUCCAGACCCAGGAUUUGGGAUUUUGGGGACAAGUUUACACCUUCCAGACACCAAAAAUACCAGGAUUGGGUUUUUUUUGAUGUUUUUCACCUUUUUCAUCACUUUCUGCCUCAAAGUUCUAUCAAGAAACCCCAAAAAUGGGAGAUUUGACUCCGUUUCUUUGCUCAUUUCUUUGCUGUUAACCUCAACAAACCCCCAACAUUUGGCUCCUGAAUGCCAUGGGGUGCCAUCCAGGGGGGUCAGUUGGAAUUAACCCACACUAAUUGCCUUAAUUACCUCCCAGCCUUAUUAUUACCCCAUGGAAGAACUGUGUGCCGUUGGCGCCGUUUCCUCUGAUUCUUUUGGUGGAAAAAAUGGGGGGGAAAGGGAAAAAAAACUGUUAGAAAAAAGGCUGAAAUGACCA
Messenger RNA from Phasianus colchicus (ring-necked pheasant), 2875 nucleotides. NCBI's taxonomy places the organism in Eukaryota, Metazoa, Chordata, Aves, Galliformes, Phasianidae. The record is from RefSeq and is a predicted model, not a curated record.